CAAAAGUUGAUUAUGCUCCAAACAGGAAUACACAAAAAAAUUGUCACUCAAUACAUUCUACGAAUUUCGACCAUAAAGCAAACAACUUGGGAGCCUUACAUUGGACGUUUCAACAACGUUAUUUAAUAUCGUGUUUGUUCGUAUUGCAUCAUGAAGACAAUUAUUUUAACGUUUUUAACAUAUUUCUUUACUUCAAGUGUUCGAACUGAUGAAGACGUAACUCGGUAUAUGAAAUUCCCAUCAGGAUUUAAGCUAGGAGUAGCAACAUCUUCAUAUCAAAUCGAAGGUGGUUGGAAUGCUAGUGACAAAGGUGUGAACGUAUGGGACCGAUAUGUCCAUGAAAAGCCACCGUAUAUACGAGAUGGAAGUAACGCAGACGUAACUAGCGACUCUUAUCACAAAUAUAAAGAAGAUAUUAGAAUUUUGAACGAUCUCGGAGUCGACUGUUACCGCAUUUCUCUCAGUUGGUCCCGCAUUCUACCAACCGGCUUUGCAAAUAAAAUCAGCCGGGACGGGAUUCAAUACUAUAAAAAUCUGUUGGACGACCUUCAGGUUGAAGGCAUCGAACCUUUUGUGACGAUCUAUCACUGGGAUCAUCCAGCAAUACUUGCCGACAUGGGCGGAUGGACGAAUGAAAUGAUGAUCACAUGGUUUGCAGAUUAUGCACGAGUAGUUUUCAAUGAACUGGGUGACCGCAUAAAAAUGUUUGUAACGAUAAAUGAGCCCAUGAACAGCUGCGUUUUUUCUUACAACGAGCCCAAAAUUGCUCCAGGUCCGAUAAUCCCAGGAAUCGCGACGUAUUUAUGUUUACACAAUAUGCUGAAAGCACAUGCGAAAGUUUAUCACAUGUACGAUAAGGAAUAUCGAAGCCGACAAAAAGGAAAAAUCGGUAUCACCUUUGGUUGCAUGAAUUAUUUCCCGAAACACGUUGAAGACACAGUGACACCAGAAGUCAGUUACUCAUUUAACUGCGGUUGGGCAGUUGAUCCGAUAUUCUCAAAAAAUGGUGAUUAUCCGGAAGUGAUGAAAGAACGGAUCGGCGAGAACAGCAAAUUGGAGGGGUAUCCAAGAUCGAGACUUCCGGUAUUCACUCAGGACGAGAUCGAUUAUAUCCGAGGCAGUGCCGAUUACAUGGGUCUCAACCAUUAUACUUCUCGCCUUACUGAGCCAGCACCAAAGUCGAAUACGUCUCUAUGGUACAAUGACCAUGGAGUUAUUGAAAGUUUUGACGCAAGUUGGCCUCGGUCCGUCUCCGCAUGGCUCAGAGUCGUCCCUAAAGGAUUCGGGUAUUUGCUUAGAAAAUUGAAAAACCGUUACAACAAUCCACUGAUUUACGUACUUGAAAAUGGAAUCUCUGAUAAAGGAACCAGUCUCAAUGAUACCCAUAGAAUCCAAUACCUUCACGAUUAUAUUCAAGAAAUGCUUCUGGCCAUUAAUCGAGAUAACUGCACCGUCAAAGGCUACUUUGUUUGGAGCUUUCUCGAUAGCUUCGAAUGGGCCGCUGGAUACAGCGAACGUUACGGCAUUGUAAGCAUCAACUUUCAACAUGCCGCUAGACCUAGAACACCCAAAAUGUCGUACGGUUGGUUCAAACGUUUGAUUCAGAAGCGCGAACUGCCCGAAAUUGAGCACACUGAAGAUCGACAGAACCCGGACGAUCGCAGGAUAAGUUUCUUACAUCAUCUUUACGACUUUUUCAUUUACCAUUUUUCUAUGCAUUUUUAGCAUUAAUCAAUAUCCUCUAUUUGCAUUCUGAACUUGU
This is a messenger RNA of Venturia canescens, 1762 nucleotides long. RefSeq names its product myrosinase 1-like. The record is from RefSeq and is a predicted model, not a curated record. The coding region runs from base 151 to 1725 and encodes 524 amino acids. Gene Ontology annotation, biological process: carbohydrate metabolic process. The transcript has 3 exons. Lineage: Eukaryota; Metazoa; Arthropoda; Insecta; Hymenoptera; Ichneumonidae. Gene Ontology annotation, molecular function: beta-glucosidase activity.